Messenger RNA from Pelobates cultripes (western spadefoot toad), 5944 nucleotides. The record is from the annotation of a GenBank genome assembly. NCBI's taxonomy places the organism in Eukaryota, Metazoa, Chordata, Amphibia, Anura, Pelobatidae.
AUGCUCACGCUGAAGGCUGGCAGUACUGGCAAGCCAAUCUGCAGGCGGCCUGGAAUCACAGGAAGUGGUAAGCGUGUCUGAGAGGCCGUGGCCGUACGUACCAUAGAGAAAGAGGAAGUGGGGAGGGAGAGGCCGGGCCGUACCAUAGAGAGGAAGCCCAGAGCUCUGGAUUCGCCUGAACAAGGUCUUUUUUUGGUACUUGAUUUGGUUACUAGGCAUCCUGUGUCUCCCCUCUGGCACUCAGUGAGCGGCCUGGGGGCUGCAGUGCCAGAGGGGAGACAGGACUGCUAUUAAUGUCUAUACUGUGUACUAAUAGGACAUGGCAGCCUGUCACUGGCUGAGAUCAGCUUCUCUAAUCUGUGUUUAUACAAAGCAAAGCCAUUAUUAUUAUUAUAUUACUACAGCACUGGCCCAAUACAGACCAAUGUUAUUGUAAAACUACAUUUCCCAGAAACCCCUGGCAGCAUUGAGGUGUUGGUAUGACAGCUGGGACCCCUGGUUUAGGUUAAAUUGCAUUUUAUUCUGUUAUUGUAAAACUACAUUUACCAGAAACCCCUGGUAUGACAGCUGGUACCCCUGGUUUAGGUUAAAGGGCAUUUUAUUCUGCAAUGCUACCUGUUAUUGUAAAACUACAUUUCCCAGAAACCCCUGGCAGCAUUGAGGUGUUGGUAUGACAGCUGGGACCCCUGGUUUAGGUUAAAGGGCAUUUUAUUCUGUUAUUGUAAAACUACAUUUCCCAGAAACCCCUGGCAGCAUUGAGGUGUUGGUAUGACAGCUGGGACCCCUGGUUUAGGUUAAAGGGCAUUUUAUUCUGCAAUUCUACCUGUUAUUGUAAAACUACAUUUCCCAGAAACUCCUGUCAGCAUUGAGGUGUUGGUAUGACAGUUGGGACCCCUGGUUUAGGUUAAAUGGCAUUUUAUUCUGCAAUUCUACCUGUUAUUGUAAAACUACAUUUACCAGAAACUCCUGGUAUGACAGCUGGGACCCCUGGUUUAGGUUAAAGGGCAUUUUAUUCUGCAAUUCUACCUGUUAUUGUAAAACUACAUUUACCAGAAGCUCCUGGUAUGACAGCUGGGACCCCUGGUUUAGGUUAAAGGGCAUUUUAUUCUGCAAUUCUACCUGUUAUUGUAAAACUACAUUUACCAGAAACCCCUGGUAUGACAGCUGGGACCCCUGGUUUAGGUUAAAGGGCAUUUUAUUCUGCAAUGCUACCUGUUAUUGUAAAUCUACAUUUCCCAGAAACCCCUGGCAGCAUUGAGGUGUUGGUAUGACAGCUGGGACCCCUGGUUUAGGUUAAAGGGCAUUUUAUUCUGUUAUUGUAAAACUACAUUUCCCAGAAACCCCUGUCAGCAUUGAGGUGUUGGUAUGACAGCUGGGACCCCUGGUUUAGGUUAAAUGGCAUUUUAUUCUGCAAUUCUACCUGUUAUUGUAAAACUACAUUUACCAGAAACUCCUGGUAUGACAGCUGGGACCCCUGGUUUAGGUUAAAGGGCAUUUUAUUCUGCAAUUCUACCUGUUAUUGUAAAACUACAUUUACCAGAAACCCCUGGUAUGACAGCUGGGACCCCUGGUUUAGGUUAAAGAGCAUUUUAUUCUGCAAUGCUACCUGUUAUUGUAAAUCUACAUUUCCCAGAAACCCCUGGCAGCAUUGAGGUGUUGGUAUGACAGCUGGGACCCCUGAUUUAGGUUAAAAAGCAUUUUAUUCUGCAAUUCUACCUGUUAUUGUAAAACUACAUUUCCCAGAAACCUCUGUCAGCAUUGAGGUGUUGGUGUGACAGCUGGGACCCCUGGUUUCGGUUAAAGGGCAUUUUAUUCUGCAAUUCUACCUGUUAUUGUAAAACUACAUUUACCAGAAACCCCUGGUAUGACAGCUGGUACCCCUGGUUUAGGUUAAAGGGCAUUUUAUUCUGCAAUUCUACCUGUUAUUGUAAAACUACAUUUCCCAUAAACCCCUGGCAGCAUUGAGGUGUUGGUAUGACAGCUGGGACCCCUGGUUUAGGUUAAAGGGCAUUUUGUUCUGCAAUUCUACCUGUUAUUGUAAAACUACAUUUACCAGAAACCCCCGGUAUGACAGCUGGUACCCCUGGUUUAGGUUAAAGGGCAUUUUAUUCUGCAAUUCUACCUGUUAUUGUAAAACUACAUUUCCCAGAAACCCCUGGUAGCAUUGAGGUGUUGGUAUGACAGCUGGGACCCCUGGUUUAGGUUAAAGGGCAUUUUAUUCUGCAAUGCUACCUGUUAUUGUAAAACUACAUUUCCCAUAAACCCCUGGCAGCAUUGAGGUGUUGGUAUGACAGCUGGGACCCCUGGUUUAGGUUAAAGGGCAUUUUAUUCUGUUAUUGUAAAACUACAUUUCCCAGAAAUCCCUGGCAGCAUUGAGGUGUUGGUAUGACAGCUGGGACCCCUGAUUUAGGUUAAAAAGCAUUUUAUUCUGCAAUUCUACCUGUUAUUGUAAAACUACAUUUCCCAGAAACCUCUGUCAGCAUUGAGGUGUUGUUAUGACAGCUGGGACCCCUGGUUUAGGUUAAAGGUCAUUUUAUUCUGCAAUUCUACCUGUUAUUGUAAAACUACAUUUACCAGAAACUCCUGGUAUGACAGCUGGUACCCCUGGUUUAGGUUAAAGGGCAUUUUAUUCUGCAAUUCUACCUGUUAUUGUAAAACUACAUUUCCUUGAAACCCCUGGCAGCAUUGAGGUGUUGGGAUGACAGCUGGGACCCCUGGUUUAGGUUAAAGGGCAUUUUGUUCUGCAAUUCUACCUGUUAUUGUAAAACUACAUUUACCAGAAACCCCUGGUAUGACAGCUGGUACCCCUGGUUUAGGUUAAAGGGCAUUUUAUUCUGCAAUUCUACCUGUUAUUGUAAAACUACAUUUCCUUGAAACCCCUGGCAGCAUUGAGGUGUUGGUAUGACAGCUGGGACCCCUGAUUUAGGUUAAAAAGCAUUUUAUUCUGCAAUUCUACCUGUUAUUGUAAAACUACAUUUCCCAGAAACCCCUGGCAGCAUUGAGGUGUUGGUAUGACAGCUGGGACCCCUGGUUUAGGUUAAAGGGCAUUUUAUUCUGCAAUUCUACCUGUUAUUGUAAAACUACAUUUACCAGAAACCCCUGGUAUGACAGCUGGGACCCCUGGUUUAGGUUAAAGGGCAUUUUAUUCUGCAAUGCUACCUGUUAUUGUAAAUCUACAUUUCCCAGAAACCCCUGGCAGCAUUGAGGUGUUGGUAUGACAGCUGGGACCCCUGGUUUAGGUUAAAGGGCAUUUUAUUCUGUUGUUGUAAAACUACAUUUCCCAGAAACCCCUGUCAGCAUUGAGGUGUUGGUAUGACAGCUGGGACCCCUGGUUUAGGUUAAAUGGCAUUUUAUUCUGCAAUUCUACCUGUUAUUGUAAAACUACAUUUACCAGAAACUCCUGGUAUGACAGCUGGGACCCCUGAUUUAGGUUAAAAAGCAUUUUAUUCUGCAAUUCUACCUGUUAUUGUAAAACUACAUUUCCCAGAAACCUCUGUCAGCAUUGAGGUGUUGGUGUGACAGCUGGGACCCCUGGUUUCGGUUAAAGGGCAUUUUAUUCUGCAAUUCUACCUGUUAUUGUAAAACUACAUUUCCCAGAAACCCCUGGCAGCAUUGAGGUGUUGGUAUGACAGCUGGGACCCCUGGUUUAGGUUAAAGGGCAUUUUAUUCUGUUAUUGUAAAACUACAUUUCCCAGAAAUCCCUGGCAGCAUUGAGGUGUUGGGACAGCUGGGACAGCUGGGACCCCUGGUUUAGGUUAAAAAGCAUUUUAUUCUGCAAUUCUACCUGUUAUUGUAAAACUACAUUUCCCAGAAACCCCUGUCAGCAUUGAGGUGUUGGGAUGACAGCUGGGACCCCUGGUUUAGGUUAAAGGGCAUUUUGUUCUGCAAUUCUACCUGUUAUUGUAAAACUACAUUUACCAGAAACCCCUGGUAUGACAGCUGGUACCCCUGGUUUAGGUUAAAGGGCAUUUUAUUCUGCAAUUCUACCUGUUAUUGUAAAACUACAUUUACCAGAAACUCCUGGUAUGACAGCUGGGACCCCUGGUUUAGGUUAAAGGGCAUUUUAUUCUGCAAUUCCACCUGUUAUUGUAAAACUACAUUUACCAGAAACCCCUGGUAUGACAGCUGGGACCCCUGGUUUAGGUUAAAGGGCAUUUUAUUCUGCAAUGCUACCUGUUAUUGUAAAUCUACAUUUCCCAGAAACCCCUGGCAGCAUUGAGGUGUUGGUAUGACAGCUGGGACCCCUGGUUUAGGUUAAAGGGCAUUUUAUUCUGUUAUUGUAAAACUACAUUUCCCAGAAACCCCUGGCAGCAUUGAGGUGUUGGUAUGACAGCUGGGACCCCUGGUUUAGGUUAAAGGGCAUUUUAUUCUGUUAUUGUAAAACUACAUUUCCCAGAAAUCCCUGGCAGCAUUGAGGUGUUGGUAUGACAGCUGGGACCCCUGAUUUAGGUUAAAAAGCAUUUUAUUCUGCAAUUCUACCUGUUAUUGUAAAACUACAUUUCCCAGAAACCUCUGUCAGCAUUGAGGUGUUGGUGUUAUAGCUGGGACCCCUGGUUUAGGUUAAAGGGCAUUUUAUUCUGCAAUUCUACCUGUUAUUGUAAAACUACAUUUACCAGAAACUCCUGGUAUGACAGCUGGGACCCCUGGUUUAGGUUAAAGGGCAUUUUAUUCUGCAAUUCUACCUGUUAUUGUAAAACUACAUUUACCAGAAACCCCCGGUAUGACAGCUGGUACCCCUGGUUUAGGUUAAAGGGCAUUUUAUUCUGCAAUUCUACCUGUUAUUGUAAAACUACAUUUCCCAGAAACCCCUGGCAGCAUUGAGGUGUUGGUAUGACAGCUGGGACCCCUGGUUUAGGUUAAAGGGCAUUUUAUUCUGCAAUUCUACCUGUUAUUGUAAAACUACAUUUACCAGAAACCCCCGGUAUGACAGCUGGUACCCCUGGUUUAGGUUAAAGGGCAUUUUAUUCUGCAAUUCUACCUGUUAUUGUAAAACUACAUUUCCCAGAAACCCCUGGCAGCAUUGAGGUGUUUGUAUGACAGCAGGGACCCCUUGUUUUUGGUUGAAGGGCAUUUUAUUCCGCAUUUCUACCUGUUUAUUGCUCUAUAUUUAUAAAGAAAACAGUCAGUUUAAAACCAAAAAUGAAAUUACAGUAACUGUGAUUGCUAAGUUGCAGCAUUUGUCUGAAUUAACAGUUUUGGACAAAAAAGUUAACCGUAUAUAAUAUAUUUUAUUUUAAUAGUAGUUUUUUUUUUUUUUAUCUUUAAGCGAGCAAUUGAAGCUUAAAAACAGUCACAAAACAAGGCUCGGUUUACAUGUUUUUGUUUUUUUUAUUUACUAUAACGACAAAACAUUGAGUUUUAUUUAUUAAUUGGUAGCUGUGAAGAAUUAGAAAGGGAUUUGCAGAUUUUUGACUGAAGUGGAGAAUUGACUUAUAAGUAAUUGAAUUUUAAUAUUUGUAAUAUUGCCGGUAUCGGACUAAUGUAUAUAUGACAGGCAUGUAUUUUAUUUUUCAUUUAACCAGUGUUAAAGGUGUAAUUGUUGUUUAGCAGUUAAUUCACCAAAGUGUGAACUAUAGUAAAUUGAAAACUCAAAAUGCAAAUUUCAGUGGAGAUUUUCUUUAAAUCAAUUAAUUCAUCCAAAAAUAUUUUAUCUGCUCUUGGAUUUACUAUACAUCGGCAUAUUGUACAUAAACUCCUCCAUGUUUGUCCCACAAAUUUCCCCCAAAUCACCUGUUUUUGACCUACAUAUAACAUUUCCUUUAGUUGAUUAAAUACAGAGGUGAGAGAGCCUGAACUUUUUUUGUUAUUCAUUUUUUCAAAAUACUAUAAAACAUGUCUUAUCCCAAAAAUGUGUCAGUGCAUGUUUUGAUAUGUAUUUGUGUAUUUGCAGGUUUUCUGUUUACCUUUCCGCUCUCUGAGCAAAUUCUACUUCAGACAAGUGUAA